ACGAAAAUAGUGCAGUUGUCAUUAGAGUAUAGAUAAAGAACUUCAAACAAUCACAUGCGCAUAAAAAAAUCUGCCGAUAUAACGCCAAGUCCGCCACCGGAUCCCGUUCAACAAGAGCAAGGAGAAAUGCCGGCUAGCGCUGUUACUAGUAACCACCGUAAAUUUAUCUUUGGUAUAUUGUUCGUGGGAGCUGUUUUGACGGUGGUUCUGGUGGUGCUUGGUUAUCAAGAUGUAAACUUCUAUGAAUACGGAUUUCUGAAGCGCAAGUCAACAGGAAAGGUAGACACAUCCAAAGUGUACUUAAGUGGAAGGCACUUCGUUGGGCCCGACUACACGUUCAAAAAGUUCAAAGCAGAUGCGCACUUUGAAGACAUUAAUAACAUAGCGGUCUUUACAUCGGAUAAACUCGAGGUCCAGACCUCUUGUGCGUUCCAGUAUUUCCUGAAAAUUGAAGACCUGGCGGAUUUGCAUAACGAGUAUGACCUGUUUUAUCAACCUGUUAUAAGGAGCACUGCUCUAUCGGCACUUAAAGGGCGAGCAGCACUGAUCUCAAUCGAGUAUUACUUAAGACAACGUGCCAGGGUUGAACAGCAGCUAUUUCAAGCCCUGAAAGAUCGUCUGAAUGGGGUAUGUUGCAGAGAGAACUGCGAGUCUACAAAUUCUUGCAAGCCAGGGUGUAAACCACGUUCCUCGUGUCUGAGGGAAGACAAGGGUUUGUUCGUUGAAGUUGAUAUGUUCCAGUUGCAUGCUGUGCUGAUACCCAACGAUGUGAAGAGCCGUUACUUGAGCCAGGUCAUCGAGAACGCAAAGCCAGGAAAAAGAAAACUAUGUUCAACAAGAAAAGGUUUGGGAUUAUUAUCUAUCGUACGUAAAGAAACCGAGAAGAUGAUCCAGCAAAUCAAGAAUGAAGCUCAAGUAAUAUCUCAGAAYGCCUCAGCCCAGGCCGAGCUCAGCAAGACGCGUGCUCGCUCCCAGGCCCUGGUCAAAGUGGAGAAAGCCAGGAACAGUGGUCUGGGAAUCAUCCACAACCGCCUGAACAUUACCAUUGAGCAACACAAAGCUUCGUUCAAUUAUCUGCGCGCACUUCGAGAUCAUAAGAGUGUGGCACUGAAUGUUAAUUACGAUACUCUUAUGGCGCGCGACUAAGAUACUUCCGAGGUACUUUUCGUUUCAAAUCGCAUUACAUAAUUACUCCUUCCCUGUUGAGAAGAUCUCGUAUGAAUGCGAGAAGUAAAGCUUGGUUCUCCCACGACACAAGCGUAAGCAUAAACGCAAGUAAAAAUAUCACCAUUUUUUUUACAAUUGAACAUGCGUUGUAGUGAAAACCAGGCUUAACAAGCGGCACGAUCACGGUACUGAUUGAUGUUAUCUUUUGAACCAAUCACAGCGCGCAAGAACUUUCUUUCUAGUAUCGUAUCAUUAUAUUGUAUAUAUUAUUGAUUAUUUCAUAUAUUGUUGUGGACUUUUCAUUGAUGACAAUGCAUUGUACAGUAAAACACGUAAUUCAGUCGGAAGAUGUGUUGAAUUUUGAAAAUAAACUAUUGGUCUAUCUA
Molecule: messenger RNA, 1553 nt
Organism: Actinia tenebrosa (Australian red waratah sea anemone)
Lineage: Eukaryota; Metazoa; Cnidaria; Anthozoa; Actiniaria; Actiniidae
Source: RefSeq, a predicted model, not a curated record